CAUUAGGGGAGUAUCUUGGCUGGCCCGCAUCCUAGUGGCGAUUGGCUGGGUGGGCUGUUACUCAGCCGUUUCCGGAGCAGCGGCGGUAGCGGCGACGGAGGAGUGGGUUUCGACGUUAAACUGAGAAAGGACUUCGGGAGCUCGAGCCCAGGCCAGGAGACGUAACCCCCCACAUCCGGGUCCCGCUGCCUCCAGCUCCGGGUCUCCGGUUACGGUUGAGCCUAGGCAGCUUCGGAGCUACCCAGCCGCCUGCACGGCCUGAAGCGACUACCCGCUUGGCCUGCGCCUUGGGCCACUCCAGCAGCGGGGCCGCGGGGCCUGUCACAGGCCGCAGCUCCGGGACCAGCCGACAACCCCAGACUCCAGCAAGAUGGCGCAAUGGAACCAGCUGCAGCAGCUUGAUACUCGGUACCUGGAGCAACUUCACCAGUUGUAUAGUGACAGCUUCCCCAUGGAACUGAGGCAAUUCCUGGCCCCUUGGAUAGAGAGCCAGGACUGGGCAUAUGCUGCCAGUAAAGAAUCACAUGCCACGUUGGUCUUCCACAACCUCUUGGGUGAGAUAGACCAGCAGUACAGCCGCUUCCUUCAGGAGUCAAAUGUCCUCUAUCAACACAACCUUCGGAGAAUCAAGCAGUUCCUACAGAGCAGAUAUCUUGAAAAACCAAUGGAGAUUGCCAGGAUCGUAGCUCGGUGCCUGUGGGAGGAGUCUCGUCUCCUUCAGACAGCAGCCACAGCUGCCCAGCAAGGAGGGCAAGCCAACCACCCCACAGCUGCCGUGGUGACAGAAAAACAACAGAUGCUAGAACAACACUUGCAGGAUGUGCGGAAAAGAGUACAGGAUCUGGAACAGAAGAUGAAAGUGGUGGAGAAUCUCCAGGAUGACUUUGAUUUCAACUACAAGACACUGAAAAGUCAAGGAGAUAUGCAAGAUCUAAAUGGAAACAACCAAUCGGUGACUAGGCAAAAGAUGCAGCAGCUGGAGCAGAUGCUGACUGCCCUAGACCAGAUGCGGAGGGGAAUUGUGAGUGAAUUAGCAGGGCUUCUUUCAGCCAUGGAAUAUGUGCAGAAGACUCUCACAGAUGAAGAGCUGGCUGACUGGAAGAGGAGACAACAGAUUGCUUGUAUUGGGGGCCCUCCCAACAUCUGCCUGGAUCGCCUAGAAAACUGGUUAACUUCCUUAGCUGAAUCUCAGCUCCCGACCGCCAGCAGUAAGAAACUGGAAGAAUUGCAGCAGAAUCUCUACAAAGGCGACCCCAUUGUCCAACACCGACCAAUGCUGGAAGAGAGAAUUGUGGAGCUUUUUAGGAAUUUAAUGAAAAGUGCCUUUGUUGUCGAGCGGCAGCCCUGCAUGCCUAUGCACCCUGAUCGGCCCUUGGUCAUUAAGACCGGCGUCCAGUUCACUACCAAAGUCAGGUUAUUGGUCAAAUUUCCUGAAUUAAACUAUCAACUUAAAAUUAAAGUGUGCAUUGACAAAGACUCUGGUGAUGUUGCAGCAUUAAGAGGAUCCCGGAAAUUCAACAUUCUGGGAACAAACACGAAAGUGAUGAACAUGGAGGAGUCUAACAAUGGCAGCCUCUCUGCAGAGUUCAAACACUUGACCCUGAGGGAGCAGAGAUGUGGCAAUGGGGGCCGGGCCAACUGUGAUGCCUCUUUGAUAGUGACUGAAGAACUUCAUCUCAUCACCUUUGAGACAGAAGUUUACCAUCAAGGCCUAAAGAUCGACUUGGAGACACACUCCUUACCAGUUGUGGUCAUCUCUAACAUCUGUCAGAUGCCAAAUGCCUGGGCUUCAAUCCUUUGGUAUAACAUGUUGACCAAUAACCCCAAGAAUGUUAACUUCUUCACCAAGCCUCCCAUUGGGACAUGGGAUCAAGUUGCUGAGGUGCUAAGCUGGCAGUUUUCCUCCACCACAAAGCGGGGCUUAAGCAUCGAACAGUUGACUACACUAGCAGAGAAGCUUUUAGGACCUGGUGUGAAUUACUCAGGGUGCCAGAUCACAUGGGCCAAAUUUUGCAAAGAAAACAUGGCUGGCAAAGGUUUCUCCUUCUGGGUUUGGUUGGACAACAUUAUUGACCUCGUGAAAAAGUAUAUUCUGGCAUUGUGGAAUGAAGGGUAUAUAAUGGGCUUCAUUAGCAAGGAACGAGAGAGAGCCAUCCUGAGCACGAAACCCCCUGGAACCUUCCUGUUGAGGUUCAGCGAGAGCAGCAAAGAGGGAGGCAUCACCUUCACCUGGGUGGAAAAGGAUAUUAGUGGCAAGACCCAGAUCCAGUCAGUGGAACCAUACACAAAGCAACAGCUGAACAAUAUGUCCUUUGCUGAGAUCAUCAUGGGCUAUAAAAUCAUGGAUGCCACCAACAUCCUGGUAUCUCCCCUAGUCUAUCUCUACCCUGACAUUCCCAAGGAGGAGGCAUUUGGAAAGUAUUGCCGGCCAGAGAGCCAGGAGCAUCCUGAAGCUGACCCAGGUGCUGCCCCAUACCUGAAGACCAAGUUUAUCUGUGUGACCCCAACGACCUGCAGCAAUACCAUUGACCUGCCGAUGUCCCCCCGCACUUUAGAUUCAUUGAUGCAGUUUGGAAAUAAUGGUGAAGGAGCUGAGCCCUCAGCAGGAGGGGGACAGUUUGAGACCCUCACGUUUGACAUGGACUUGACUUCUGAGUGUGCUGCAUCCCCCAUGUGAUGGGUUGAGAAUGGAAGCUACAGAAUGAUGUAACUGAGGCACCUAAACCCCCCCCCCCUCCAAAAAAACAAACCCCAACCCAGCAACCAAGCCCCAGAUCAACUGAAACUUGUCCCUUUGUGGCUCCAGAUAAUUUUCUUUGCUCUCCUGCUUCUCAUUUAUCCUUAAGUGAUUAGGGUACCUUUCUCCCAGAGAAAUGGCUGCAUCUAGGUUAUAUGCUAUUAACCAAACACAAGUCAUACAGUUCAUCCUUUGAGACUGUGGUGGUUUGGGUGGGAGCAUGGGGGUAGGGGAAGCAGAAGGGAGAAGAAGGGAAUGUGUUUUGAUUCUCCCCCCUCUAACUUUCUUCCUCCUAAUUAUUUGGGGAUUUUUGUGUGUGUUCUGGGUUUCCUGCUUUGUUUUUUGUUUUGCUUGACAAGUGCCUACUGGUGCCAGCUGCAUCCAGUGCCUGCUUUGUGUGUCGGUGCUCCAGGCCGUGUCUGACUGUACUAUGCCAGCACCUGCCGCACCUCUUCUCUAGCUAACAUCCAAACAGAAGGGAGGACUUUUUAAACUUGGAAAAGUUAAAAUCAAAAGAGAAAAAACACCAUUCUCUCCCAUAUCAAAGCUUUUAAAAAAUGUAUUGGGGCAGCUAGGUGGCACAGUGGAUAAAGCACUGGCCCUGGAUUCAGGAGGACCUGAGUUCAAAUCUGGCCUCAGACACUUGACACUUACUAGCUGUGUGACCCUGGGCAAGUCACUUAACCCUCAUUGCCCUACCAAAAAAAAAAUUAUUUAAGACUCCUCGGAGAUUUCUUCCAGGUAAUCAGCAAACCCACAUAGCAGUCUUUCCUUAGAGUCCUAGAGUAGGUUAAUUAAAUUCAUUCUUUCCUUCAUUCAACAAACAUGCUCAAGGUGCUGGGGACACAAAGAUAAAAUCUGACAUGAUUUCUGCCCUCAAGGAGCAUACUAUUGAUUACCUCAAAUGGUAGUUGAAGCUCUGAAGCUAUUGCUUGGCCUUUAAAACAGACAUGUUUAGGAAGAGCCUAAAAUUAUAUAUAAUUUUCUUUGAUAAACCUUUUCAUUCUCUCUGCUAGCCUCUUAGCCCCAAUGCCUUAGUUUCUGGUUCUGAGCUUGGUUGUUAGGGUGCCUUAUUUGGGCUGGAGGGAUUCUUCCCUCCUCAGCCCGCAUGACCCUCUUCCCUUCUGGUUUCUCUAAAUCCCAUUGCUUUAGGAAUCCUGGGCUUGGAGCCUUGUGAAAUACAAAAGAGCUGUGGGUGCCAGCAGUAGUGUCAAGCCAUGAGCCUCACAAAGCGCCCUGGUGGCUUCAGGGGACAUGGCUCUCUCAGGUUCUUGAAGGUUUUCAGCACUUAUUUCACUUUUCACAUGGUUAGCUCCUAGGGUGGAGACAUACAAAAUCAUAGAAUGUUCCAGUGCAAAGGAAUUUUAGGAGACUUUCUGCUAAGGCUGGGGCUUAUACUUUGGUUGGGCCUGUGUCUCUUGGCUUUCCCCAAGCCUGGGGGUGAGUCAGAGGCCCCCGCUUUUGGGCCUGGGAAAGAGGAAAGAAGACUCCACCUCUUGACUGGCCUUAAAUUGUCCUCAGGCCUCUUCUGGUGCUUCUCUUUUUGCCUUCCUAGUAUUAGCCAGCCAAAUGAUAGUGCACACUUGUAGUGUUGUCCCAGGUGCUUUCUUGAAGAGGAUUGAGGUCCAUUCUGCUCCAGAGGCAGCCCCUUGGAUUAUGAGGACCUUGAAGCGUCUGUUCUCAGUUGUUCCCUACCCUCUGUCAGUCCCCAGAGCAGCCUUUGAGCUGAAUGGGGAGACUGAUCUCCCCAAGAGAUAUAGAAGUUCCUCCUGGUCUGAAUCAUCUUCACGAUGAGAUGGAGUUGGCAUUCAGUGCACACCCUUCUCCCUUUUUUUAGCAAAAGUCAGGAGCACCUUGAUCAUGUAGGCUGGAAAACUGAGGACUGCUACCAAGAACUCACUGUUGCUAUUUUGCAAUGUGGGGCUGGAGAAGAUAGGUGACUCAGAGCCCUGGGGUGGACUUUUAGAAUUGAUGAUUUUAGGUGGCGUGUGUCUUCCUGUUUGGAAUUCUUGUGAUGACAGAAGCAGUGAAAGGAACUGAGACUUGGUUUACCUUUCCCUCCAUUUAAUUGUUUCCUCUCAAGAACAGUAUCUGGGAUAGGUCUUGCUGCCCUUCUCAAACCCCUUUCAAACUCCCCUUCCCCCUCAUCAUGCCCCCAAGGGGCUUCCCUGUUGCCAGUUCAUCUUGUACAUUGGUUUUGUUUGUAAAACAACCUCUGAACUGUUGACCUAGUACUUCUUGCAUUCUGACUCUAAGUGUAUACUUCAUACUGUAAAAAAAAAAAGUUGGUUUUUGUAUAUUUUAUUGCUGUAUCUAUCUGCUUUUAACUUCUAGAAAUAAACAUUUUAAAGCAA
This is a messenger RNA of Dromiciops gliroides (monito del monte), 5091 nucleotides long. RefSeq names its product signal transducer and activator of transcription 3 (gene STAT3). Gene Ontology annotation, molecular function: DNA-binding transcription factor activity, RNA polymerase II-specific; RNA polymerase II cis-regulatory region sequence-specific DNA binding. Lineage: Eukaryota; Metazoa; Chordata; Mammalia; Microbiotheria; Microbiotheriidae. Gene Ontology annotation, biological process: response to peptide hormone; cell surface receptor signaling pathway via JAK-STAT; defense response. The record is from RefSeq and is a predicted model, not a curated record.